Xyrauchen texanus (razorback sucker) is the source of this 1369-nucleotide messenger RNA. RefSeq names its product sorting nexin-16-like. The transcript is spliced from 7 exons. Lineage: Eukaryota; Metazoa; Chordata; Actinopteri; Cypriniformes; Catostomidae. The record is from RefSeq and is a predicted model, not a curated record. The coding region runs from base 145 to 879 and encodes 244 amino acids. Gene Ontology annotation, molecular function: phosphatidylinositol binding. Gene Ontology annotation, biological process: protein targeting to lysosome; early endosome to late endosome transport; endosome to lysosome transport. Gene Ontology annotation, cellular component: late endosome; early endosome; extrinsic component of endosome membrane.
UAUGACACCACCUAACCCCUGGCUCUCUGACAUUCUUCGUGAACAUUGGACCGACCUAAGGGUGGCUGAGAGGAGAUGAUGGAAAUCUAAAGAUCCUGCAGUCCUGAUUCCUCAAUCAGCAGUGCAUGGGUGAAAAGAUCUAGAAUGUUCUACCAGAACCACAGUCCAGGUGUUGUCAGAACAGUUAAUGGGACGGAGUGUAACAGGAAUGGAUCUUGUACAGGGAGCAUGGAGAGGUCACUCAAGGUCACCCUGCUUGGCUACAAGGUUAUGGAAGAGAUGACGAAGUUCACAGUGUACAAGAUCUUAGUGACUCGCAUGCAAGACGAGAGCUGGGUCAUUUUUAGACGAUACACAGACUUCUCACAACUACAUGACAAGCUGAAGGAGACGUUUCCUGUGUUUAACUUUGUCCUGCCACCCAAGCGUUGGUUCAAGAACUUUAGCACAGAAUUCCUGGAGGAGAGACAACAAGGCCUACAAGACUUUCUACAGAACCUGGUUGUCAAUAAAGAUGUUAAUAAUAGUAAAGCAGUCAGAGAGUUUUUAUGUCUGGAUGACCCACCCACUACUUCCUUUGACAGUCUUGAGGAGAAAAAGCAGGCCUUCUGUGGGACCCUGGAAGAGAACACCUGUUGCCUAGAGAGAAAAUUAAUGGACAACAAGAGUGAGACUGAGUCUCUGAGAAACAUCCUGGUGGACAAAGAACUCCAAAUUAGCAAGCCUGAGAGAACAAAGAAUUCUGAACUGCAGUUCAUGAGGAGUCAUGGAGCAUGCUGGUGUGGAUCAGCAACUGACAUCCUAUGUACAAACAUUCAGAGCGAAAGAUCUGGAAGUCCAUUCCAAGACCUUCAUCAAAACAAGAGGGGAAAACAGUAAAUUUUUAACCACUUUAAAUAAAUAAAUACAAUAAAAAAUAAAAAAUAUAAUUGAAAUGACAGAAAUGAUUAUGAAAAGUUAGAGAUGAAAACAAAAAGCAGAGCACUUUCUUCAAAACGCCUUGUUUUAUUUAGUUCUUGCCUUCAAUACAAACAGAAAGCCUGUUUUGUGGUUGCAAGAUUAACCAAAACCAAACAAUUUUUGGUGCCAAAAAAUGAUUUGUAGCACAUUAGAAUUUUAAUGACUUUCAACUGAAAGAUGUUUAAUAAAGUGAGUGCAUAUGUGCUUUGACGUGUUUCUAUGUCAAAACCACGCAAAAAGAGGUGCCAAAGAGGUGACUUGUUUAGGUUUUACCCGUCACCCGUCGUGGUUCUAUGUAAUCUUGUGUUUCUUCUGAGUGCAUGUCAAACUGAGUGUACAAUGUCUGUUCAUUGUUAUGUGUGUGUACAUUUCUGACCAUGAUUUUGGAUUACGUUCAGUAUGGACACAU